CAGGACGCACGUAUCGAUUCCAGUUAAAUCCGCCCUCAUUCGAAUGAGGAAAUGCACUUAAGUUAAUGUGAACGUCUGGAAGUCUGGCGCUGGGGGUGGAUCGUGAUUUUAAUGGCGAUUAUGAAGAUCGAGUGAGAUUAUGGACGGAAAGCAGGAAAACAGUUGGUUCAAGAAGAUAUUUACUGUUUUUAUUAUUAUUGUGGUGACUCUGGCUGCUCCUGCCCGUCCAUCGCCGGAGCUUCUCCAUGAAGAAUCAGGUGAAGAGUUCUGUCCAGAGGAUGAGUACAGGAGCAGAAAGGGCCACUGCUGUAACAAAUGCCAUGCAGGUUUCAGGCUGGAACAGGAAUGUGAAAGCAGUCACCUCAAAAGCAUUUGCAAGCCAUGUCCGAAGGAUUAUUACAUGGAGAACAGCAACAAUGCUAAAAACUGCUUUCGAUGCAACACUUGCAAAUCCAACGAAAGGAUGCAGUCAGAAUGCAAACCCAAAGAAAACCGGAAAUGUGUCUGCAAUGACGGAUAUUUUAAGCAGUCUAUUUCUAAAUUCACCUGGCAAUGUCUGAAAUGUACUACCUGCGGUGAGGGCGAGGAGCAACGCAUCCCAUGUUCAGGGUCCACUAACAGAGAAUGUGACUGUAAGGAGAAGUUUUAUCGCAACAGCAACAAGAUAUGUGAAGAAUGCAAAAAGUGCAACAGUGACCAGAAAUGCAACCACCUAUGCCGAAAAAGUGACACAGACUGGCAGCUGGCGUUCGUGGUGGUGAUAGCCGUGAUGAGUGUGCUCAUUUUAAUUACAGUCUACAUGUUUAUUCAAAAGAGGCGUUCCUGUCACAAACAAGAGAUUGUAGUCAGUCCGGUAUCUUCUGACAGCGAAACAUCCAAGAAUUUACUGUCCUACGUAAGUGAAGAUGAGAAAACAGUGAAAGAUCCAGCCCUGAUCCCCCUGCCCAAACAUGAGCCCCCGGUUUGGCAGGAUCCCAGUGGGCAGGAAGAGCUUCCCGACUGCAUCCCUCGUGUAUUCAAGACCUGCCACUUCAUCUACUUCCUGCUGCAGCACGUCCCGGCCAGCCGCUUCAAGGAGCUGGUUCGCUCCCUGGGUGUGUCUGAGAGGGACAUCGAGUGGGCAGAGAGGGAUAAUCACACCUGCAAAGAGGCCCAGUUCCAGAUGCUCAAAGUGUGGUGUGACAGCAGCAGGGGGGACGAGGUGGAGACCCUCUCCAAGGCACGGCUGCUGGAGAUGACAGAGACACUGAGGGGCAUGGGACUGAUGGCGGGUGCGGAGGCCAUUGAGGCCAACUUUCAAAUCCUUUAGAGACGUGUAAGUGUGUAAACACACACGUAUACAAGAAUGCGGACACAGACAGACAGAAAUACACAAGUAUCGGGACUUUUUCUUACAGCUUACGUGGGAGACACGUUGGUUGGAAUUACCUAAGAAGUGUCACAUCUUGCUGAACUCGCCUGGUGUCCACCAGGGGCGCUGUGGCCCUCCAGCUGGGAGCCCCUGCUGCAGAAACCCAGCAGUGCUUUUCAGCCCUGUACAUUCUAAACCAGGCUGAGGUGCUUACGUUACUUGCCUGUCCCUCCUUCACUCGUGCCACCUCACCCGGGCUUCUCGAUUCUGUGCUGUCACUUGCCCAGUGACGGCAUAUCAGCUCACGUGACCCAGAAACUAUCAGAACUGGACUGAAGAGCUCUGGACUGUUGCUACAUGUGGCGGGUGGAUGCCAUGUCUGGUGCUUUCCCAUCAUCAAUUCUGCUUCCUCUGUGAUGUCCCCCUCCCCACAUGUGUACCUCCCUGUGUCUGACUGUAUGGCAUUCAGCAAGGUGAUCUCAUCUAUAAUUUCGAAGCACCGCAGCCUCAUGUUUUGUGAACUGAAAACACGGCCAGUUUGAGGUCGGCCAGUAGUUUCGCUUUCCAGGCUUUGACAAGGUUUAGCCAGUUGGAUAUCAGCUCCAUUGUGUUGCUUGAAACCCCCCCCCCCCCCCAUGCAUCAUAACAAGAUGACAGGUGAUCAAUGAGGUACCUGAGAAGUGGCACAUUGGUGCCCCCUGCAGCAUAUUUCCUAAACCUGAAUAAUAUGAUAUUAAUGUCAUAUUGGGUGUAAAUGCCAGCAGAGGGACAUGAACACCACACUAAUGCAGAAUAUUUUCUUUUUAUCUCCAUUCCAAUUGAGCGAUUCAGCUUCAUAAAAAAUCAGUGUAAUAGCAACUCAUAAUUUCACAUUUUUAAUGUAACAAAUAUAAUAUUUGCUUUAAGAAGCAGACCCUCAAACUCACAUUUCAGGGCAUAACAGUUAAUUUCCACAACAUUUAUGAACAACGCUUGCAUUUUUCACUUGAUGCAUUCAAUAUCCACAUUUUGCAACACACAAACUUUAUCUACAAGCAUUAUCUACAUUUUUACCAAAGCUAUUUUAAGCAAGGGUGCCACGGUGAUUCAUCAAUUUCCAGAGCAGAAACCCUAUGUUAGUGAUUGCAUAAUCAAUUUUAAACUUCUGUUCUUUUCUGCAUUGAAUUUCUAUACAUUUCUUAUGAAUACGUCUUGUCAUGAGAAUACAAGUCUUCAGAAACAAAA
Messenger RNA from Brienomyrus brachyistius, 2575 nucleotides. It is a transcript of the gene tnfrsf1a, whose product is annotated as tumor necrosis factor receptor superfamily, member 1a. Gene Ontology annotation, cellular component: membrane raft; signaling receptor complex; mitochondrion. The transcript has 10 exons. Gene Ontology annotation, biological process: inflammatory response; signal transduction. The record is from RefSeq and is a predicted model, not a curated record. The coding region runs from base 140 to 1309 and encodes 389 amino acids. NCBI's taxonomy places the organism in Eukaryota, Metazoa, Chordata, Actinopteri, Osteoglossiformes, Mormyridae. Gene Ontology annotation, molecular function: tumor necrosis factor binding; tumor necrosis factor receptor activity.